Brachypodium distachyon (stiff brome) is the source of this 1323-nucleotide messenger RNA. RefSeq names its product DNA repair protein RAD51 homolog A. The record is from RefSeq and is a predicted model, not a curated record. NCBI's taxonomy places the organism in Eukaryota, Viridiplantae, Streptophyta, Magnoliopsida, Poales, Poaceae. Gene Ontology annotation, molecular function: ATP binding; ATP hydrolysis activity; DNA strand exchange activity. Gene Ontology annotation, cellular component: condensed nuclear chromosome. The coding region runs from base 16 to 1038 and encodes 340 amino acids. The transcript has 9 exons. Gene Ontology annotation, biological process: reciprocal meiotic recombination; DNA strand invasion; mitotic recombination-dependent replication fork processing.
CUACGAGUGGGACCCAUGGCGGCGACGGCGGCGGCGCAGCAGAAGACGGCCGCGGCGGAGCAGGAGGAGGUGGAGCACGGGCCCUUCCCCAUCGAGCAGCUGCAGGCUGCUGGAAUAGCUGCACUAGACGUGAAAAAGCUCAAAGAUGCCGGUAUGCAUACAGUGGAGUCUGUGGCUUACACUCCAAGGAAGGAUCUGUUGCAAAUCAAAGGAAUCAGUGAGGCCAAAGUUGACAAGAUAAUUGAAGCAGCAUCGAAGUUAGUUCCGCUUGGAUUUACAAGUGCCAGCCAACUUCAUGCACAGAGGCUGGAGAUUAUUCAAGUUACAACUGGAUCAAGGGAGCUUGAUAAGAUCUUGGAGGGGGGAAUAGAAACAGGAUCUAUCACAGAGUUAUAUGGUGAGUUCCGCUCAGGGAAGACUCAGUUGUGCCAUACCCUUUGUGUUACAUGUCAGCUUCCACUGGACCAAGGUGGUGGUGAAGGAAAGGCUCUCUACAUCGACGCGGAGGGAACAUUCAGACCACAGAGGCUCCUCCAGAUAGCAGACAGGUUUGGAUUAAAUGGUGCUGAUGUAUUAGAGAAUGUGGCUUAUGCCAGAGCUUAUAACACUGAUCAUCAAUCCAGACUUCUGCUGGAGGCAGCUUCCAUGAUGAUAGAAACCAGGUUUGCUCUAAUGAUUGUAGACAGUGCCACAGCUCUAUACAGAACUGAUUUCUCAGGUAGAGGGGAGCUAUCGGCGAGGCAGAUGCAUAUGGCUAAGUUUCUGAGGAGCCUUCAGAAGUUAGCAGAUGAGUUUGGAGUGGCUGUGGUUAUCACUAAUCAAGUGGUUGCACAAGUUGAUGGCUCUGCCAUGUUUGCUGGGCCGCAGAUCAAGCCAAUCGGUGGGAACAUCAUGGCCCAUGCUUCCACAACAAGGCUUGCUCUUCGCAAGGGAAGAGGGGAGGAGCGAAUCUGCAAGGUAAUAAGCUCUCCCUGCCUGGCUGAAGCUGAAGCGAGGUUUCAGUUAUCUUCUGAAGGCGUCGCAGAUGUCAAGGAUUGAGAUGAUCUCUGCUCACAUCAGGCAACAACAUUGUCUGGCGUGCCGCUCCAUGGCCUGCUGCUCGCUUGGUCAGCACUGCAGAGCAGAGGAUUGAUACUGAAUAGGGGUUGCUCCUCCUUUCCUGUGCAACCACUUGUUUCAUAAAUAGGGGGGAUGCACAUUCAUGAGGUUGUAGAGUAUCAGUGAAGAGGUGUACAUAAGAAGAUGAUGUCUCCUGCAUUGCAUGUAAUGUAACAUUUGCUACAAAAAUACUGAUCAAUCCUAGUUGUGCUUUUUCCUCAAAAA